AAAACCGACAUCGAUAACUGAGCAGAGUCUUAGGGAAAAUAUACACAGCGAAAAGCAAAGUGCGAGUCAGUGCGUUUUUCUGGUCAUUGAACAGCCGUAUCCAAAGUAGAAUUCCCAUGUCCGGCUCCGGUCUCGACGAGAAUCCCUUCGGGGAGCCCAAUCUGGACAAUCCGUUUGCGGACCCCGCCAUCCAGCAGGCACGACGACUCCAGAGCGGCGCCGCCCUUGUCUCUCUUGAGGAUUACAAUCCAUUCGAGGAGCAGGCCAAGCCGCAGCUGCAGAUCAACUCAACGAACACGGCGGCGGUGGUCCAGCCGCUAUCGCAGAACAUUCCGCCCCCGCAGACCAGUUCCCUGGGCGCCUCGGCGCCUAGCACCAGCAUACAGAUCACCUCGGAGGAGCUGCAGGUAACCCACUUGGCCGGUCGUCUCGCGUUACCGCCCACACAACAGUGAGCACUCUGCGGUGUGCUGUGCCGGCAUGGCCACAUCCGCAAUACUCCAAAAACCGCAUAUGUACAUCCAAAUACUCGGAAACAAUCGAAAUGGACCACACCACACAGUUACACUAAAAGUUUGCCCUAAAAGUCUGUACAGUAAUCACUUUGCUAGAGUGCCGGGAUUAGGGCAGGCAUAUCACAUUUUACUCUCCAUCAAGAGUCAGAAAGAUAAGCGGGCUUAUCUCGAUCUGCCAACGAUAUAUCCGCUUUGGAGCAUUUAUCUGGUUGAGACUAGAAGCGGCUGCCGCGCCGAGUCUUCACUGUGCAAACUGCGGUUUCUCUUGAUUUACUUGGCUUCUUCGGCCCUACACAAUAAUUCAAGAAAUACUACGCCGGCAGGAGGAGUUGGACCGCAAGGCCGCCGAACUGGACCGCCGCGAGCAGCAGCUACAGGGCAAUGUGCCGCAGCUGAACAACUGGCCACCGCUGCCGGAUAACUUUUGUGUAAAGCCGUGCUUCUACCAGGACUUCGAGGUGGAGAUACCGCCCGAGUUCCAGAAACUGGUCAAGCGAUUGUAUUACAUUUGGAUUUUUUACACCAUGACGUUGUUGGCCAACGUGAUAGGCGGUCUAAUUUUGCUGUUCCACGCUGGCGAAUUCGAGACCUUCUUCCUGGCCAUCUUCUACACGAUGCUCUUCUCGCCCGCCUCCUAUGUCUGCUGGUUCCGACCGGCGUACAAGGCAUUCCGCAACGAUUCGAGCUUCAACUUCAUGGUCUUCUUCUUCAUCUACUUCUUUCAAACGCUGUACUCGAUUGUGCAGGCGGUGGGCUUCAACAAGAUGGGCUACUGUGGCUUUAUUACGGCCAUCGGGCAGUUCGAUGGGCAAGCGUCGGGUAUUAUCGUCGGCAUUCUGCUGUUGAACGUGGCAUUCUGUUUCACAGCGGUGGCCGUGGCCAAUGUGCUGAUGAUCACAAAGAUUCACUCGAUCUACCGCAGCACAGGGGCCAGUAUGGCCAAGGCCCAGGCGGAGUUCACCACCGAGUUUCUGCGCAACCAGCACGUCCAGGAAGCAGCCUCCUCGGCCGUUAAUACGGCCAUCAAUUCGCAGUUUAACAACAGCAGGUACUAAGUGACACUCUGCUUUCCGGGGAUCUAAUCAAAUCAAAAGGAGAAUCAAUCAAUCAACCACGAACUCAAGCAGCACUCAUCCUGCUUAACUGGGACAGAAAAAGAUGAUGAUAGCCGCGCCAGAGAGAGGGAGAUGGAGAAAGAACACUUAAUAAACAUUGAAAUAGCUUAACACGAAAUGAAAGUAAAGAAAAACAUGAAACUAAAGCUAGCAUUGGAGCAUGGAACUAAUAACUAUUUGCUUUUGUGCAUAAACAAUUCCUAGAAUGCCGUCGUCUUUAUUACAAAUAAUUACUGUAAUGAUAACACAGAAACAACACACAAUGCAUAAACAAUAUUUAUAAACGGAACAAAACCGAACUUGGAACUAAACUGAAAGUGAAAAAAAAACCAAACAAAAAGGAGAAAACAAAAAAACAAAAGGAAAACUAAAGCGGCCCACGAUGCCUUCGACACGCAGCUGCAGCGGAUCAAGUAGACAGGACAUCUUAAUCGCACGAUAUAUGCCUCCAAAUACAAGUAUCUAGACUAAAUUAUUGUGUGUCUGUCUCUGUCCUGUGGAAUAAUUCGAUUCUGAUACUAACCCAGAUUAAUCAGGCGAAAGGGAUGACACUGAUGACGAUGAUGCUGCUGCUGCUGCUGCUGAUGAUGAUGUUUUCUAGUUCUUUAAGUCAUUAAAACGAUAUAGGAAUAACCCCACUCCCUCGCACACGCAACACACACACACACACACACUCACAUAUAUACGAUCUUAUAUAUAUAACAAACAUAAUAUAAAUAAUAUAUUUAACGCUUACAUUAUAGAACUUUAUCUCUCGUCGCCUCGACCAGAGAGACAACAAGAAAGCGAAAUUCAUUUUUCAUCCAAGCUGUGCUCCUACGCCCACUGCUCCACUGUCCCCCUCUCCUCCCUCCCCCCUGUUCCAUGUCCCGACCCCCUUUUUCCGCCGUCACUGUCCUGCACUCACAUAAAAUGUCGUGUUUUUUUGUAAUCGUAAUUGUUAUAUAUUAUCUAUUAUCUAUGUACAUGAAGACAGCAUAUAAAAUAUAUUGAUUCACUUAAGUAUUCACAUUUUUUAGAUACAUUUUGUUCGUUUCUGUUUUGCUUGCAAGUCAAACUUAUUAUGUUACGACCUAUUUAAAACUGAAUUGAGAAUAGCUAAUGACGAUCUAUGGAUGUGUAUUUAAAAUUCAAGCAAAAUUUAUGAUAAAUUCCAAAAUAAAUAUAAAAUACUUAUAGAUGU
This is a messenger RNA of Drosophila melanogaster (fruit fly), 2813 nucleotides long. RefSeq names its product scamp (gene Scamp). Gene Ontology annotation, biological process: protein transport. Lineage: Eukaryota; Metazoa; Arthropoda; Insecta; Diptera; Drosophilidae. Gene Ontology annotation, cellular component: membrane. The transcript is spliced from 5 exons. The coding region runs from base 117 to 455 and encodes 112 amino acids. The record is from RefSeq and is marked reviewed.